Molecule: messenger RNA, 567 nt
Organism: Morus notabilis
Lineage: Eukaryota; Viridiplantae; Streptophyta; Magnoliopsida; Rosales; Moraceae
Exons: 5
Source: RefSeq, a predicted model, not a curated record
UGUGGCUUCUCUUGAAAAAGAGGUGUUAGAUGCGCUAAAUCUAGUGAAGAAAUUAGGCCCCGAUGUCCGAGAAGGAAAGCGAAGGCAGUUCAAUUAUAUUGGAAAACUAUUGCGUGAUGUGGAACCGGAGUUGAUGGAUACAUUAAUUCGGGCUACAAAAGAUGGCGACCACAGUAAGCUGCAGGCUUUAUCUGGUUCAAAGACAAUAACAUUUGGAGAUAGUGAUGAAGAAUACGAUGAAUCUGAUAGUGAGGAUGAAGAGGAGGGCUCUCACAUUGAUAUCGCGACCAGAUGGUUGGAUGGUUUAAUCAGUAAGGACAUGGAGAUCACAAAUGAGGUUUAUUCCGUUUGUGAUGUCGAGUUUGAUCGUCAGGAGUUGCGUAAACUUGUUAGAAGAGUUCACUCAGCUGAAGAGAAACACGAGAACGCUGUUGAGGAAAAUAAGGUAGAAAUAGAUGCAGCAAUUGUGGGCGCCACGAAGUCUCUAACCCGUUUCCUCCGUGCAAUGGCAAAGCAAAUGCCCAGUGCCUAAUGCGUGAAUCUGAAUGGGUAUUCUUUGUGACACUA